Molecule: messenger RNA, 1884 nt
Organism: Colletotrichum destructivum
Lineage: Eukaryota; Fungi; Ascomycota; Sordariomycetes; Glomerellales; Glomerellaceae
Product: Putative tetratricopeptide-like helical domain superfamily
Exons: 2
Coding region: 1-1884 (627 amino acids)
Molecular function (GO): protein binding
Source: RefSeq, a predicted model, not a curated record
AUGUCAGGCUCUCGAGCUGUCUUUGACGGGCUGUGGCGCUGCCUUUGCCCUUCAGCCGAUGCAUACGUCGCGGCCAGACUCCUCAACUCGCCCUCUCUCCCUAGAGUCUCGAUCGCGACGAGCCACCGAAGGCGACCCGUUCCGUCUUCCCGCGGCCCCGCCAUUCGCACACAAUGCCGUCGACACGCGACUACCGCGGCCUCCGUACCACGCUCGGAAAGGAAUUCGGCGCUGGCCGACGAUGAUAGAGCUCCAACAGACGAUACAGCCUGGUCGGAAGGACAGCAGGACACGGCGCCGACCGAAGCCAAUGCGCCCGACCCAAACGAACAGCUGCGAGCUGCGCCGCUGUCCGCCAUAUACGAUGCCUUGCGAGUUCUGAAAGGCCAGCCAAAGAGCUUUGACAAAGUUACAACCUUCAUCACACACCUUGCCCAGUACCGGAAAGCCGAGUUGAGCCCCCAGCUCUACGAGCACCUUAUCGUGGCGACGGCCGACGUCAAGGGCUCGGCGGCGAUGUUGGCGCAGCUGUUUGCCGAGAUGAAGCAGCUGCAGAUCAAGCCGACCAUCUCCAUCUGCCAUGCCGCGCUGGCUGUCCUCGCCGUACACCCCGACUACCUGGUCCGAAACGAGGUCAUUACGGCCCUGAAGCAGUCGUGGGCCGAUGUCAGCGUCGACGGGCAGAGCCACAUUGCUCUCGGCCUGCUCCGCGAUGGACAGCUAGAGAUGGCGCUCGACGCGCUGGAGUCUUUGAUGGACAAGCAAGUCGCCAUCCCCUCGUGGGUCUACGACAUCUUCAUGUUCGUAUUCGCCCAGCACGGCUUCGUCGACGAGGCCAUCAAGCUGGCCCAUGGUAAGGUCCAUACCGGGAGUGAAGUGAAACUCGCCGUGUGGUAUAUGCUCCUCGACACAUGCGCGCUUGCGUAUCACUACGAGGGCACCAAGUACAUCUGGGGUCGGCUGCUGGACACGGACAGGGAGCACCUGUCGGACGGCGUCCUGCUCAACGUCAUGAACACGGCCACGAGACAGCACGACUUUGAGCUCGCCACGAGCGCGGCUCGCCUCGUCACGCAGAGGGGAAGCAAGCUAUUUGCCCACCACUACGAAGCUCUGAUCGAAUGCUACGGCGGCGCAGGGGACAUGACGAGUGCCCUGCGGGUCCUCUGCAUCAUGUUCAGGGCCAUCUCCGUCGCGCCCUACGCCAGCACCCGCUCGAUCUACAGCUGGAUCAAGAAGCACCCGGAGAGCAUCGACUCGGCGCUGCAGACCCUGACGGAGCUGGUCCCCAACUACAAGGUCCCCAUCGCAGCCCUCAACGUCCUAAUCGAGGUUGCCGUAGACUGCCACGGGUAUGCCAAGGCGUUGGAGAUCUACAAGAACGCGCACAAGUACACCGAGGCGGCCCCCAACCACGUCACCAUCCGGUACGUGCUCCAGGCGUGCGACGACCUGGAGUCCCUCAAGGCGCUAGUGGCGGAGAACCCGGAGCUGGCGCUGAAGGGGGACCCGGGGGUCUUUGGCAAAGCCGUCUACGAGUACGCCGUGGCCGGAGACCUCGACCUGGCGUACAGGUGCGUCGCGCUGUACGGCGAGCCCCCCGCGGCGUCUGCCGAUGAGGGGGAGGCGGAGAAGCCCGGCAAUGCGGAGCCGUGGAUCCCCAAGAAGACGCUGCUCACGCUCGUCAGGAAGUCGCUCGACGUGCAGGACGAACGCGUCUGGUGGCUAAUCGAGCAGGCCGAGAGGCGGAACAUGGACGUACAGUCGGGCAUCGCGAAGCUGAUGGCUUCCUUUGCCGAGGAGAUCAAGCGCAGCACGGGGCUGGCGCAGGAGGACCGCACUUUCACCGAGGGCCUGGAGCCGCAGCAUCACUCCACGUCGUGA